Molecule: messenger RNA, 2286 nt
Organism: Electrophorus electricus (electric eel)
Lineage: Eukaryota; Metazoa; Chordata; Actinopteri; Gymnotiformes; Gymnotidae
Gene: gabpb2a
Product: GA binding protein transcription factor subunit beta 2a
Biological process (GO): positive regulation of transcription by RNA polymerase II
Cellular component (GO): nucleus
Molecular function (GO): protein binding; transcription cis-regulatory region binding
Source: RefSeq, a predicted model, not a curated record
UUGAAGAAGAAGACAACGAAGAAGAAGCAGAAGUUGCUAUAGCCAGUGUUUACGAUUGAGAGAUUGUUGGGCAGAACUACGUGAACAUGUCCCUGAUGGACUUGGGGAAGCGGCUUCUAGAAGCUGCGCGGAAUGGCGAGGAUGAAGAAGUGAGGACGCUUAUGGCAAAUGGCGCCCCUUUCACCACUGACUGGCUGGGAACCUCCCCACUGCAUCUGGCUGCGCAGUACGGUCACUGCUCUACAGCUGAGGUACUGCUGAGAGCAGGCGUCAGCAAGGACGCCCGAACCAAGGUUGACAGGACCCCGCUGCAUAUGGCUGCCACAGAAGGCCAUGAGCUCAUUGUGGAUUUAUUGAUCCGGAAUGGAGCUGACAUCAAUGCCAAAGACAUGCUGAAGAUGACUGCUCUGCACUGGGCCACUCAGCACGGCCACCACAAAGUCGCCCAGCUGCUUAUCAAGCACGGAGCUGAUGUUCACGCGCUCAGCAAGUUUGACAAGUCAGCCUUUGACAUCGCUGUGGACAUCCAGAACGCUGAACUCGUGAACCUGCUUCAGGAUGGGAUGCAGCAGCAGGUGAACAGGAAUGCAGAAGCCUCCAUUACCAGUGGAAACCCCCCGCCCCAGUUCAUCAUCCGUGGGGUCCACGGGCCUCAGGCUGGAGUCAUCAGCCUCAGCAACCUCGUCAAACCCACCUCGGGAAACACAGAAGAUGCCAUAGCGGUCAGUGCCUUGGACACCGGAAUCCAGCAGUCAGUUAAUGAAGCUGGUCAAAGGGUCAUUACCAUAGUGACAGAUCAGCAAGGUCACCUACAGACCAGACUUGGCCAGCCAGUGUUUGUCACAAUGCAGAAUGGGAGGCAAGUAUUAGCGGUUCCAGCCGGCCAGUUUAUAGAGGAAGGAGUGGAAGAUGAUGACGAGCCCCCUGCCCGCAGGAGGAAGACUGAAGUCUUGUCAAAUCGUGUUGAAGCAGGUGACAUGGAGGAGCUCCAACGGCAGCUGCAGGAAGCAAACCGGACGGCCCAGGCCUACCGUGAGCAGCUCCUCCGCAAGGAGCAGGAGGCUGAGGACUACCGCAGACAGCUGGAGGCCACAGCCCAGGCCAACGGCACCGCCUUGGCAGGCGGAAGAAUGGUGGUGCAAGAGGAGGUGUAUGUCGAGGAUGCUGCACAGGUGCAGGGGGAGGAGGAGGUGUUGUUGCUCUCGGACGGUGAUGUGGUGUUUAGUACAGAAGAGAUCGAUUCCACGGAAGAUCAGGACACUGUGUCUGUUAACAGCAAGGUUUUGUCAUAGCAGAUUAACCUCUGGACUCAAAGCUCAGGGGAAGAAAGAUUGCAUCAGCACUUUCUCCCAUGUUUCUCCUCCUUUUUUUGCCAGGUGGAUUUCCCCCCACCCCCCCUUUUUUUUACAUUUUUUUUGUUCUUUGUUUUUGUUUUUAGCUAAAGUUCAAGAAUCAGCUUCAUAAUGUGACGUGUCUCAAAUGCACGUGUGCCAAAGAAAGACUUCAUUAGCUGGACCGAACUGGGUUUUUUUUUUUUUUUUUGUAAUGCCUGGAAUUUGUCCAAUUCAACUGGAAACCAUAUGGAAGUGUGAGGGAGAGUUUCACAUAAUAAGGAAACCCUAAAGGCUCACAGACAGGACUCGUUAUGCUGUCGGAGCUCUCCUUAUGUUGCUCUACCCUGGUCUUGUAUGACCUUGUAUUUUGUGACUUUUCCUUUUUUAGUAAAACAAUCCCAUGAAUUUUUAAUUUUUAUAUAGUCUGUUUCAUAGAAGCAUUUAAAAACAGUCUUAAAUUUUUCCCAUCCAUUUCAAUAUUUUUCUUAGUUACCCAGGAUAAUUCAAUAUAAAAAGUGCCUUUUCUUUGUAAGGAUUGCAUUGCUAUGACUUUGUACCAGGGCUGAUCAACUGUAUUGAGAACACUCCACUUUUUACAGCAUAAAUUUACAAAACCACCUCUGCUACAUAUUAAGACUGAACACGGAUUUUUGUAUGGUCGCUGACUUGAUCUCACUCCAAUCACUGCUCUGAGACUGCAUAAUAAACUUUUAUGAACCAUCAUAACCCCACACAGGAAAUCGCUUUUACACAUUCCAUGUUCAGUGUCCUGGAUCUGUGCUCUAAUCCCCUCUGAAAUGUUCUUGGCUUUCCUCUGUACCUUCAGUGAACAGAGCUGACCACUAUCUAGGUUAUUGCUUUAAAAAACUGCAUAUUUAUUGUUUUUGCCAUCAUAUACAUGCAGUUGUAUUGUGGUGUAAAAUGAAUAAAAACUGUCACCCAUCUCAUCUCA